AAGAGAAAGAAAGAGGGAAGCUUCUUAUUAACUCUACAGGUCGGCCCAGACGCGACUAAAGGUUGGACAGAUUGUGAUAGUAGUUCAGCCAUAAGCUAGGGAGAUUUUUCAGUCCCUUGGUUUGCAGGAUAAGAAAAAUUUCCCUGUGGUGGGUUGUCCCUGAUAGGAAUGAGCAAAGUGCGUUGAAAUCACGCCUGAGAUUGCCUGGAGUAAACUUGAAAAAUGAGAAAGAAUAAUUUUCUGCAAGAGGAGGAUAAUCACUUGGAGAUGACUCGGGCUAGAUUUCUGAAAUUGGAAUGCAUUUUUCUUCUUGGAGUCUCAAAUGUGCUUAAAAGGCAUGGAGAAUUAGCAGAACGCCUGUCUAGGGACUCUGAUAAGAUGAUAUUUGAGCGUUUGCAGAGAGAAUUUGAAGCUGCUAUUGCUUCUCAAACUCAAGAAAUUUCUUUAGAUGGUGAGCAGUGGAAUGAUGGAUUAUUGGCUACAAUAAGGGAGCGGGUUCAUAUGGAGGCUGAAAGAAAGGCAAUGCAAUUGCCAGGGGAUACAAGCAUGUUGCAUGGUCUUCCUUUUCAUGAUAAAAUCACUUACAAAGUUGCAAACAAGAUUAUCUGUUGUUUGGAAGGAGCAAGGAUCGGCAUACAGUAUGAGACAACAUUUGCAGGAGAACCCUGUGAAUUGUUCCACUGUGUGCUUGAAAGCAAGUCAUUUCUUGAAAAGAUGACUGUCCUUGAGCAUACAGUACCUUUUUUCCUACCAAUACGUGAAGCUGAAAAUGAGUUUCUCUCUUCAAAUGCGAUGAAAUUCAUAGAUCAUGUAGGAGAUCUAUUGCAGGCCUAUGUUGAUAGGCGUGAACAGGUUCGCCUUAUCAAGGAAUUAUACGGAAAUCAAAUCAAAGAACUUUACCAUAGUCUUCCGUACCACAUGGUUGAAUUUUUGCUUGACGAUUAUGAUUGUAAGGUGACAGUAAGUCUUAGAUAUGCAGAUCUUGUCUCUAUACUUCCAACUGGAGUCAGUGUCCUGGCAUGGCCAAUGCACAGGAAUUUCAUGAACAAGAAGGGAGGCGGACCAUUAGGGAGUAAAACCAUUCCAGAAAGGCUGUCUUAUGCAGAGGAUGCUUUACGAACCAUGAGUUUACCUGAAGCUUACGCAGAGAUUGUUUUGAACCUCCCUCAUACUCUGCAGGAGAUAUAUCCGCACAAUGCUUCUUCAUAAUCUCUCAACUUCAUCACUGUAGAGAACGCUGAGAAAUGGAGAGAUGGUUUAUGCAGAGACAUUGAUUUGCCAGUCACAGUGCUUGUUGUUCCUGAGCGGAGUAUGCAUAGGUGAAUUUUGAUUGGAGUAAGAGGUUGAGUUCUAUCAUUUCUCUUGGUUGUAAUGCUAUAAGCAUCCAGUCUCUAUCCUCCACAUGAAUGAUGAUUUUUUUGGGUUGCUGAUGUUACCGUGCAUAUCCCAUUGAGGAGAAGCUAGUAGGAUAGUAACGGGACCAUAUAUAUAUAUAUAUAUAUAUUGUGCUUCUGCUUUUAGGUUGACAUCAUGUCUGCUCCACAAAGCUAAAGCAGUAAAAUCCCUGUUAAAGAGGGAGGGGGGAAUCCCUAUGUUUCUGUAUGGAUGGUAAUCAUAGUCUCUAGGAAUUUAACUUUUGUCUUGUUGGGGUCGGCAUUUGGCAAGUAUGAUCAUCAUGUCA
Coffea eugenioides is the source of this 1681-nucleotide messenger RNA. RefSeq lists its product as uncharacterized. The transcript has 13 exons. Gene Ontology annotation, cellular component: Mis6-Sim4 complex; kinetochore. Lineage: Eukaryota; Viridiplantae; Streptophyta; Magnoliopsida; Gentianales; Rubiaceae. Bases 223 to 1209 code for a protein of 328 amino acids. The record is from RefSeq and is a predicted model, not a curated record.